CUAGAGAGUGUUGGAGAAUUUUAAAACUACCUUGACCCUGCUGAACACCUAAAGAUGUGUUUUUAGGAAUGGGACAAAACCACUUGAAACUUUUCAUCACCUGGUUUCCUCAUUCUCAAAAUGUCAUAGUGUUGGGAGGAGAAAUGGAAUUGAAGAUAAAAGAUUGACUGAACCAGCUUUUUCUGGUAUGCACUGCAGGUCUGCGAUGUUGGCUAAAAAUGGAUGAAUUUAAAAAAAUGAAGAUGAAAAGACACACAAUGAAAAAUGUUAAGUUCAUUGUCUGUGCAGUGAAAUAAAAGUCAAAGGAAAUUGAAGAAUAACUGCUUCUUGUUCUUUAAGUGAUUUUUUUGUACUUUCUCAACUUAUUCAAAUUCAGGGCAGAUAAGAUUAAAUAAGACGAAACAACUGAACAAAGGUAGUAGAAUUAAAAACACUUGAGUUUUUGAAGAGGAAAAUAAUCAGUGUUGAUUAACGUCAUGUGGAUAAAGAAAGCGCUGUUAUAAAUUAAAUUAAUUAAUAAACAGAACAGUUUUAUUUCCACGUCGACUACCGUCUUUUCUCCUGUAGAUGGCGGUAACACGCUGAUAAGACCCGGAUGAGAAGCAGCAGCAGAAGAAGAAGCGUUUCCGGUCUGUUUGUUUUGGUCUGUUGUCCUGGUAGCAGAGGUUAGCUUACUAUCUUAGCUUCAACUAAUCAUGUCAGCCGCUGAGGACGACACGGAGCUGAGGGACCUGCUGAUCCAGAACCUGGAGAACAGCGGAGUUCUUAACAAGCUGAAGGCAGAGAUGAGGGCAGCUGUGUUUCUGGCCAUGGAGGACCAGGACCGGCUGGAGAACAAAACCCCUCUCGUCAAUGAAAACCUGAGGAAAUGUCUCGACACCAAGGAUGGCCGGCUGGUGGCCAGUCUGAUCGUGGACUUCCUGCAGGUCUUCAACCUGGACUUUAGUCUGGCCGUGUUCCAGCCGGAGAUCAACUCGCUGAACGGUCUGGACAGCCGGGACCUGGUCUCCAGGGAGCUGGGUCUGAGCGAGUCGAACCUGAACCAGAAUUCUCCGCUGCUGCUGGAGCUCGUCAGGCGAGGACGACAGCAAGACAAACGGUCCGACGCUGCUGAGGGCCACAGAGGUGGAAACGUCCCGAAGGAACUGUCUCAGAAACAGAUCACACAUGCCCGCAAGAGGUUUGAUCUCUACGACAAGGACCAGAGCGGCUCAGUUAGAAGAGACGAUCUAAAGAACGUCUUCAGUGAUUUGUUUCCAACAUUAAACAAGAACAUGUUGGAGAGGUUCAUCACCGAUGAGCUACGAGCUGCAGACAGACUGGUGGACUUCCAGAUGUUCCUGGAGAUGUACAGACGUCUCUUCUCUCAGUGCAGAUCUGUGGUGGUUCAGGACUCGGAUGUUAGCGGACCUCAACACCAGUUUCCUGAAGACAAACUCACCGCUUCACCUGUCAGCAAGAUUCCCAGAUAUAAAGGCCAGAGGAGUCAGACAGCAGUGAAGGACUCAGCUCCAGUGCCCUCUCUGGGUAAAGACGACCUUCAGCAGCAGACGUCCAACAACAGAACCUCCACCUCAGCUGUGAGCAAGGAGCAUCUGGACCUGGACCUGGAGGCGGAGGAGGACCUUGAUGAGGGAGACUCGUUCUUCGAUGACCCGCUGCCCAAACCGCAGAAGACGUAUGGCGGUCAGAACUGUCCGGUCGGAAAAAAGGACUCCGCAGAGAGGACGGACGUUCCCGAGGAACCGGUCCAGCUGAGUGAGGACGGUGUCUCUGGACCGGUCGUCUCCUCCAUGAGACGAGGCAGAAGUCUGAGCGAUCUCUCUGUCCUGGCUUCUGCUGAUGAUCCUGGCUCUGAUCCCGGUCUCAGCUCUGAGUCCAGGAAGGUGGACACACCUGGAACCAGAGGGAGUCCUGCAGGAUCCGCGUCUGAGGCUCAGAGACCAGGAAGAGGAGGAAGCAGUGCCUCAGAACUGAGCCACAGCAGAAAUGGAGCGUCAAGAGACAAAGGUUUCCGAGCUCUGAGCGACAGGAUGGGAUCGCUGCAUUUAGAUGAUGACGUGGAAUAUGACGACGACUUUAACAGCCACCGAUCGGACCUCUCGAAGAGCGAGCUGAGCAUCGGAGAGGAGAUCGAGGAGGUUUCUAUCGAGGGUCCGGACCACAGCGAUAAGUAUGAUGGAAGCACACAGGACCUGAGCAUCUCUCAGCUUAGUCAGAGUCACGGCGCAGACUACAUGGAGGAUGUAGCCUGAAACUCCCAUCGUGCACCUCUCUGUCUGACAUUGUUAGUCUGUACAGUUUAACGAGACUAUAAACGGUUUGUUGCUGUCCAGCGCAGAUCGGUCUGUCUGCUCGGCUCUGCUAUGGCGUUACAUCUCUACCAAAUAGCUUGAGGGAGCGUAUUUAUCAAUUCAACCGUGCUUUUCUUAAUCAAGAGAGCACAUUGCUCUGAUCGCAGGAGUUUUUAAUCAAUCGUGGGUCGUGAACGCAGCACAGCGAGCUUAAAACACGCCCCCCACUCAUCUUUACGGUUGGCUGUUCUUCUUCUGUUUUUACGCAGAGUCCCGGUCCUGAUGUAUACAUAUUAACCUUCACCUCUGUGUUGUUUUUAUUUCCUAAACUGUUAUUUAAAACCUUCCUGGUGGUCCCAUAAGAUUUUCGCUUAUUUUCAGUUUAAACUGUCAUGUUUGUAAAUGUUUCUGUACCUUGAUGCAAUAAAGUUGCACCAAGCUCUUAAAACAUAAUGAAUAGAAGAAAUAAAUAAAGCGAAGUCCUGCGCUGUCACCAGAUUUGAGCUUAAAAUCCUGCCAAUCAGAUUAAUCAAAGAGUUACCUCCCCCCACUGACAGACACGCCCACCCAACUGUCCAGACGAGGGGGGGGCGUGUUUUAAGCUCGCUGUGCUGCGUUCACCACCCGCAAUUGAUUAAAAACUCCUACGAUCAGAGCAAUGCCCUCUCUUGAUUAAGAAACGCGCUGUUGAAUUGAUAAAUACGCUCCCUGAAGGUAUUUGGCUGAGAUGUAAGGCCAUAGUCUGUAUGGAUGUAAACUGAACCUCUAAGACAGAAUUUUUACUCCUUUUUGGGACAUUUUCUGUUUUCAGUCGCGUUGUUCUGAGUUUUCUACCCUGAUGUUGGUCCGGCGGUAUGUUUCCUUCCCAAACUUGCGGUUUUGUUUGUUCCAGGUGUUAGACACAGCUGACAUCUUUUUCUUCUCUGUGCUGAAUUCUUGAAGGAGUUUUUAUCCUUCCUGUUGUUUCCACCAUGUUUCCUGUCAGUCAACAGCUCAUUAAACUCUGCAGGAAGAUUCCAUCAUUUUUUUCCCUCUAAUUUAUUUGAAAAUGUAUAAAAUAAAAAUAAAUAUCUUACUGAAUAAAAAGCUCA
Molecule: messenger RNA, 3385 nt
Organism: Melanotaenia boesemani (Boeseman's rainbowfish)
Lineage: Eukaryota; Metazoa; Chordata; Actinopteri; Atheriniformes; Melanotaeniidae
Gene: cep43
Product: centrosomal protein 43
Exons: 21
Coding region: 696-2255 (519 amino acids)
Biological process (GO): microtubule anchoring
Cellular component (GO): centrosome
Molecular function (GO): calcium ion binding; protein binding
Source: RefSeq, a predicted model, not a curated record